This is a messenger RNA of Polychytrium aggregatum, 743 nucleotides long. RefSeq names its product SEC11-like 3-like protein. Bases 10 to 600 code for a protein of 196 amino acids. Gene Ontology annotation, molecular function: serine-type endopeptidase activity. The transcript is spliced from 5 exons. Lineage: Eukaryota; Fungi; Chytridiomycota; Chytridiomycetes; Polychytriales. The record is from RefSeq and is a predicted model, not a curated record. Gene Ontology annotation, cellular component: membrane; signal peptidase complex.
CAGCAACCGAUGCGCCGCCGCCCUCAUCGCCCAGCAGGCCCAGCGACCGACCCAGACAGAGACAGCAUGGACUUUACAAAGAAGCUCUCCAAGAUGUCGAUCCGGCAGAUCGCGACUCAGUUGCUGCAGUUUUGUCUGAUCAUCUCAUCGGCCCUGAUGAUCUGGAAGACCCUGGCGGUGGUGAUGAACACCGAGUCCCCCAUCGUGGUUGUCUUGAGCGAGAGUAUGGAGCCUGCUUUCCAGCGAGGAGACCUCCUCUUCCUGGCGACUCCCAGCUCCCCCAUUCGUGUCGGCGACAUUUGCGUCUACAAGCUCAAGGGAAAGGAGAUCCCGAUUGUGCAUCGGGUUCUGCGACUCCACGAUGACGCCUCGACUGGCAAGCAGUUCCUGCUCACAAAGGGCGACAACAAUCCGUCCGAUGACCGAGCCCUGUACAAUCGAGGCCAGCUCUGGGUCCACGAAGAUGAGGUCAUUGGCCGAGUGCAGGGAUACCUGCCCUACAUAGGUAUGGUGACGAUCCUGCUCAACGACUACCCACAACUCAAGGUGGUCCUGCUGGCGGGUCUUGGGCUGACGGUGCUGUUCAGCAAGGACGAAUAGUAUAUAGCUCCCGACCUUGGAGUGGCACUGAGCCAGCCGGCCUCGGGGUGUCAGCAUGGAUCGGAUGUUGCCAGUCGAAACGAACGAGUGUCGCAAUGUGAUUGGCCGAAUGGAGCUGUCCAAUACAAUUGAUUUCAUGACAA